Molecule: messenger RNA, 5574 nt
Organism: Dunckerocampus dactyliophorus (ringed pipefish)
Lineage: Eukaryota; Metazoa; Chordata; Actinopteri; Syngnathiformes; Syngnathidae
Gene: kcnd3
Product: potassium voltage-gated channel, Shal-related subfamily, member 3
Exons: 9
Coding region: 239-2167 (642 amino acids)
Biological process (GO): potassium ion export across plasma membrane; protein homooligomerization
Cellular component (GO): voltage-gated potassium channel complex; membrane; neuronal cell body
Molecular function (GO): A-type (transient outward) potassium channel activity; protein binding
Source: RefSeq, a predicted model, not a curated record
CGAGAAGCGAGUGUCUCUCCGGCGGCGUGCUCUCACCAUCCCUCCGCUCAGCGGGAUGCAAAGUGAGCAGACAAAGCUGUGACACGCAUUUUAAGGGAAAAAUCGGAACUAAACUGCUGUGGAAGUAGGUCGCCUUUUAUUGGAUGGAGAAUUUCCAGUUGUUGGUGAAUGAGCUGAAGUCAAGCUGGUUGUGAAGGUGCAGGACUUGUUUCCCCCUACGCCCCAGGCCGGAGACAGUAUGGCGGCGGGAGUGGCGGCAUGGCUUCCCUUUGCCCGGGCAGCGGCCAUUGGCUGGAUGCCUGUGGCUAAUCUACCCAUGCCUGUGGCGCCAACUGAGAAGAACAAGCGUCAGGAUGAAUUAAUCAUUCUGAAUGUCAGUGGACGACGAUUCCAAACCUGGAGGAAUACAUUGGACCGCUAUCCAGACACCUUACUGGGCAGCUCUGAGAAGGAGUUCUUCUACAAUGAAGAGACAAAAGAGUAUUUCUUCGACCGGGAUCCUGAUGUGUUUCGCAGUGUGCUCAACUUUUACCGCACGGGCAAGCUCCACUAUCCUCGCUAUGAGUGCAUUUCCUCCUAUGAUGAAGAGCUCUCUUUCUUUGGUAUUGUUCCGGAGAUCAUUGGUGACUGCUGCUACGAAGAGUACAAGGACAGGAAGAGGGAGAAUGCAGAGCGUCUGAUGGACGACCAGGAGGACAAUAAGGAUGCUAAGCUGCCCAACAUGACCUUCAGGGAGACAAUGUGGCGGGCUUUUGAGAACCCUCACACGUCCACCAUGGCCCUGGUCUUCUACUAUGUCACUGGCUUCUUCAUCGCCGUCUCUGUCAUUACUAAUGUGGUGGAGACGGUCCCCUGCGGCUCUGCGCCCAACCAGAAGGAAGUGCCAUGCGGCGAGCGCUACACUGUGGCCUUCUUCUGCAUGGACACGGCCUGCGUGAUGAUCUUCACUGUGGAAUACCUGAUGCGCUUAUUUGCUGCACCUAGCCGCUACCGCUUCAUGAGGUCUGUCAUGAGCAUCAUAGAUGUGGUGGCCAUCUUGCCCUACUAUAUCGGCCUGGUGAUGACUGACAACGAGGACGUGAGCGGUGCCUUUGUGACGCUGCGUGUUUUCCGUGUGUUCCGUAUCUUUAAGUUCUCCCGUCACUCUCAGGGCCUUCGCAUCCUAGGCUACACUCUGAAGAGCUGUGCCUCAGAGCUGGGCUUCCUGCUCUUCUCCCUCACUAUGGCCAUAAUUAUAUUUGCUACCGUCAUGUUCUACGCAGAGAAGGGUUCAAGCUCCAGUAAAUUCACCAGUAUACCAGCCUCCUUCUGGUACACCAUCGUUACUAUGACAACCCUCGGGUAUGGAGACAUGGUUCCUAAAACCAUUGCAGGCAAGAUCUUUGGUUCAAUCUGCUCUCUGAGUGGGGUGCUGGUAAUCGCCCUGCCUGUUCCUGUCAUCGUGUCCAACUUUAGCCGCAUCUAUCACCAGAACCAGAGAGCAGACAAACGGCGGGCGCAGAAGGUACAGAAAGCCCGCUUGGCCAGAAUACGAAUAUCUAAGACAGGGAGCUCCAGUGCCUUCCUCCACAACAAGCGUAAUGGCCUCUUCAAUGAAGCUUUGGAGCUUACGCAACUUCCAUACAAGAUGAACCUUUCAGAUCAGGGUUCCAUUGACGAGGAGCAACGGUUAAGUAAGUCAACCUCUCUGUUAGAGAGCCAGCACCAUCACCUGCUGCACUGUCUGGAGAAAACCACUAACCAUGAGUUUGUGGAUGAGCAGUAUUACCAGCAGAGCUACCUGGAUGCAGGGCUGCAGAAUUACCCAUCUCGAAGCCCCUCCCUCUCCAGUCAAGAGGGCGUCACGGGCACGUGUUGCACCCGCCGAAGCAAGAAGCACCACAGCCCUUUACCGAACGCAAGUGCCCCGGCACACAUGCAGUCUUUGACGCAUGCACACCAACAAGGCUUGCAGGAGCUCAGCACCAUCCACAUCCAGCCCCUCAGCACCAGCCGCUCCAGUCUGAACAUGCGCAUAGAUGAGCCAGCACCCCUCAACUGCCAGGGCAGCCAGAUCACCACAGCAAUCAUCAGCAUCCCCACGCCACCAGUGAUGACCCCUGAGGGCGAUGCCCAUCUGCCAGCAGGCCCCGCCCACCAGAACGUUGUGAAGGUGUCCGCAUUGUGAAAAGGGGCAGGAGUGUCAUACUGGGAGACAGUUAAAGACUCACCUUGACAGACAGAGGGACAAGGGGAGACAUGAUGUUGGAAGAGGAAGACGUUGAGUUUGGCCACGGUGGGGCCUGUCCUCUGCUGGCCAUGUACUGUAACAACAUGGACUCCCUGCACUGAAAAGGGAUUAGAUACAAUACAUCCAUGUCAAUCGGUGUGUGUGUGUGUGUGUGUGUGCGCGCGCGCGUGUGCGCUUGACAGAGAGAUCAUUUUAGAUAAGGACGUGUGUGUGUAUGUGUGUUCCCAGAGCAACUCCUAUGUCACUGAGCACAAAGCACCUUUUUAUGAUUUCUGCAUCAGUUUGACUCUUUAAAAAGCAAGGGGGAAAAAAAUGACAUUGUUGUAAAAUGACUUAACUGUGCCCUUUUAGUUUGUGUCAUUCUGGUCCACUUACCUGCUAAUACACAAAUGUGUCACCAUCCAUUACCACUUUCAGUAUCAGGCCACUUGAGGAAUAGGUACAUAUGAUCAGAAUGUCUGUGUUGGCAGAUGAAUUUCAUAUUUGUGCAUUUGUACGUGUGUGUGUGUGUGUGUGUGUGUGUGUGUGUGUGUGUGUGUGUGCAAUUUACCUAGAUAGAAGAAUUGUGACGUUCUGGGUCGAAGGUAUGUGCCUAUAUGGGAGCGUGUGCGCGUGAAUGUGGUCACUUCAGUUGAUUGAAAACUUGUCUUUCAGUACUUCUGGAAGUCUAUCUAUGGCUCUGUAUAUGGCAUAUUUGACUAGCUGCCACUCUUAAGGGUUCAAAGUACACAUUUAUGUCCAAAAUCCUCAGCUAUGAACCUUUAUAUACAAAAUGUGCCUGUUCUGUCUGGUUGGAAACAUUCAUUUGUGCAGAUAUAUCUGAUUAUCCCGCCCUUGUUUUUUUUGCCCUUUGGCUGUAAUAGCUGGACGGGCCUCAAACUAACUAAAUUAUUCAACACAUGAAAUUAUAUUUUGAAUUGAGAGGCACAGCAAUUAAAAGCACAAGGCAUUCACUGAGAAUUUUGGACACUAACAUGUUCUGACCCCAGGUUGUCUGUGAAUACUGUUAAUAGAAUAUUUUGUAAUAUUUGACCAUCGUUUGGCAGAGCCAGUGAAGCUGUUCUCUCCUCUCCAUUUGUAUUCCUCUCUCUGUCGUCGUCGUCCGCUUGUCCCUUACCCCUCCUGUGUGACCUACCGUAUGCUUUCAGUAGUCUUUAUAGCUGUCAAAGCGUUCUUUCUUCCCCAAACUCAGUGGGCAUUUUUCAAAGUUGUUGAGUAUGUGUACACUAUGUGGUUAGGAAACCUUGGUGUUUGUAAUUUUUGUCCUCCUUAGUGUUAUUUUAUCUUCUGGGUACCUUAAAGCAGGGAAGCAGGUCUGUCGUGUUGGUUGCUACAGCCAAACGGUAGACCAUCUAGGUGUUUUCAACUCCCAGAACAAUCAUAUAAUGUUAGAAGCCAUCGAAGCCCAUUGAAAUCUACGGAUAGUGACCUAUCAGGUGUGUUCACAUUGGAGCUGAUGUCUCCCACCUGGCCUGUUGAAUGUCAUUCUGAGCCCAACAGCUCUGUACUCGUGUCAGAGAUUGUACAUUCACUUCCAUUCCAGUCUUCAUAAUGAUGAAAUAAAAUGGUCAUCGUGAGAGCUCAGACAGUGCUAUAGAUGUACCAGCAUAUCAUGGUAUACGUAGUUAGAAUCUGCUCAAAUGUCAUACUUUAAGUGGUCCAAUAGCAGGCCUGCGGGUGGUGUGGAAGUAGAUUUUUAGUAACUUAUCAUCACAGCAGAAUGACCUUUUUAAAAAAUAAAGAAAUACAGUCAUGGAAAAAAAUAUUACACCACUCUUGUUUCUUCAGUUUAUUGAUCCAUUGUAAUGCCUGGUACAACUAAAGGUACAUUUGUUUGGACAAAUAUAAUGAUGAUAACAAAUAUAACUCAUAAGAGUUUAAUUUAAGAGCUGAUAUCUAGCAACUUCCAUGGUUUUCUUCAUAAUAACCAAAAUCACUUAAGUUCUCACAUGAAUAGCUAUAGCAUUGUACUGCCAAAAAAUGAACUCUUAUGAGCUAUUUUUGUUGUAAUUGCUAUAUUUGUCCAAACAAAGGUACCUUUAGUUGUAUCAGGCAUUAAAAUGAACGAGAAACUAAGAAUCAAGGGUGGUCUAAACAUUUUUUCCAUGACUUUAUGUGCAGUCAAUGGAAAGAAAGGUUUAUGUGCAUUUGUACUAAAAAACCAUAUCAUCGCAGCCAGCAUGGAUGCUAAACUGUAUUAUAUAUCAGUGUAUCACGACCCUAAGUCUUGCUGUUUUCCUGAAUUCUAAGGAUAGUUCUACCAAGACAAAGCCAGAAAUAUUCUACAGAGUAGCAUCAGGAAGUGUUAAGUCCUAUUACUAUUUUUGGUAAAGCAGGCGUUAAAAAAAAGAGACAAGCACACAUAGGCAGAUAUUUAUUAUCUUAUUUUCAAAGCAGUGUUAAAGACAUCAACAUUGUGUUGAAAGCAUCAAGUCCAACAGCAGAUGUGAGGUUGCUGUCAUGUUAUGUAGCCGAGACCGGGAUUAAACGUUUACUUUGAAAUAACAGAAUCCAAGUGCGGCUCAAAGUGAACAAUGUUAGCCUUUUUAUUUACAAUCAACAAUAUUGGAUACUUUUAUAGUGUUUCUCUGUUAUGUACACUCAUUUGUCUUCUCCGAGCUCAGUCGUUGUUCCUCUCACUCUUUGCCCUCUUAUGCCACCUGUUAUUGUUGAGACUACUGCUGUGCGUAUCUUGUCAUGUGUUGGAUAUUAUUUAUGACCUUGUCUUGUGUCCCAACUGUGAAACGCCUGAUAAAACAUCUAUAUCUGCCACAUUUGCAUGUCUCUUGGCUUACCCCCCACCCGACCCCCACCCACACGUCCAACCCCGCCUUCUUUUUUAUUACUGCUGAAUUUUAGUGUAUUUGUAAUCAGGGUACUUUGCCCAAAUCUACAGUACAGUUGGAAACUCAAAAUGUAUGUUAAAAGUUCAGGAUCCCAGUUUCAGUGGACACUUUGGAAAAGACAUGAAGAUCUUCCUGAGUUCAUAGCGGAACUGUCUGGUGACUAACGUGUAGAUGAGUGGAUCUACUGCAGCUUGCACACAGGUCAGCACCAUGGCAGAUGUCUCCAACUCCAACAGCAGCUAUAUGACAAUUAGAGGAUGCAUGUCAGUCUCAUGAAGUUUCAAUUUAUCCAUCCAUUUUAUAUACUGGUGAGCUGUAGCCUAUCCCUGGUGACUGCGGAUAAGAAGGUGAGGUACACCCAGGACCAGUUUAUUAUUACCAUGAAUCAAAGUCAAAGGCCAUGUAUUCACUUGACAAUAAUUAGUAGCUGUACUGAUUGUUCAGAAUAAUAGAAACAUUUAACACUAUAAAUCUGCAUUAACAGUUUCAGAAUUUUUG